This is a messenger RNA of Nicotiana attenuata, 1450 nucleotides long. Its product is annotated as dof zinc finger protein DOF2.4-like. The transcript has 2 exons. Gene Ontology annotation, biological process: regulation of DNA-templated transcription. The record is from RefSeq and is a predicted model, not a curated record. Lineage: Eukaryota; Viridiplantae; Streptophyta; Magnoliopsida; Solanales; Solanaceae. Gene Ontology annotation, molecular function: DNA binding; DNA-binding transcription factor activity. The coding region runs from base 187 to 1263 and encodes 358 amino acids.
UUCAGCUACCUCCUUAUAUUCUCAUUCUCUUUAGCUUUAUUCUCUCUUGCUUUCUUUCUUUCUCUCUAUUUGCCUAAGGAGCCAUCAUCCACUUCCAUUUUGAUGUGAUGCUCCACUAACAAUAUCCCAUUCCAAAAACCCCAUCUAACUUUACAAAAGAUAGUAUCUUAGAUCAUUCAAGAAACUAUGGUUUUUUCCUCUAUUUCAGCUUCUUAUCUUGAUCCAGCCAACUGGCAGCAGCAAGCUGGACAUAGCAUCCAAAAUCCUCAGUUCCAAUCCGUGCAACCACAGAGGACUCUAGCAGCUCCACCGCCAGUUCAGACUCAUGUGGGCGGUGGAGGUACCAUUAGGCCGGGCUCGAUGGCUGACCGAGCCCGGUUAGCCAACAUACCAAUGGCCGAGGCGGUCCAAAAGUGCCCUCGUUGUGAAUCAACAAACACUAAGUUUUGCUACUUUAACAACUAUAGUCUUUCACAGCCUCGUCACUUCUGCAAGACAUGCAGAAGGUACUGGACGAGAGGGGGCGCUCUGAGGAGCGUCCCUGUAGGUGGCGGUUGUCGGAGGAACAAAAGGAGCAACAGUAGUACUAAAGCGACCAACAACAAUAACAAUACUCCCAAAUCUCCAGCUUCUAGUACUAGUACUGGUGGCUGCCGCCAAAUACCUACUAAUUCUGGCUCAACAAGCAACAAUAAUAACAAUUUUUCUAGUCCAUCAUCUGCAGCUAGUUUACUAGGUCUUAUGACCCCUCAAAUUCAUCACCCUCUACGUUUCAUGUCUCCUUUAGGCCAUUUGACUGAUAAUCAUCACUUCACUCCAAGUAAUGACAAUAAUAUUACCAUGAAUUACUCGGCAAUUUCCUCAUCAUCAGCUCCUGGAACCAACGAAAGUAUGAAUUUUCAGCUCGGAAUGGGUGGUAAUUUAGAGCAGUGGAGGCUGCAGCAGCAAGUGGCGAACCAAUUCCCUAAUUUCUAUGGCGGAUUGGACUCAUCUUCAGCUUCUGGGCUUUAUCCUUUUCACCCGGCUUACUAUACAAGUAAUGACGCGGGUGGUGUUACUGUAACAAGUAGUCAAAUUAGGCCAAAGAUCACGAAUCCCAUGCUCACACAGCUGGCUUUGAUGAAGAUGGAAGACAAUCACGAACAUUCAAGUUUGUCGCGGCAGUUUGUAGGGAAUCCAGGGAAUGAAAACUGGAGUAAUGGUAGUGGUUGGAAUGAGCUUUCGGCGAGUUUUAGCUCUUCUUCUACCAGUAAUGCCCUUUAAGUAGUUUACCAAAUGUUUCUGUAUUUCACUUUCUUCUCCUAUUCCGAUGUUGUAAUUUGAAAGCUGACAAUUUUGUUAGCAAAAGCUUCAUCAUAUGCUAGGAAGAGAGAAUGUCUGAAAACCCUAGAAUCUGUAGUUUUUUUUUUCUCCUUUCGUUUCCUUAUUUCUAAGUUAUGAUCUUAAUUUC